AUAUCGUCGUCAGGCUGGCUGGCACAGCCAUGGCGUUCACCUUUGCGGCCUUCUGCUACAUGCUCACCUUGGUGCUGUGCGCCGCUCUCAUCUUCUUCGUCAUAUGGCAGAUCAUUGCAUUUGAUGAGCUUCGCACAGACUUCAAAAACCCCAUUGAUCAGAGCAAUCCCACCAGAGCGAGGGAAAGGAUUCUCAAUAUCGAAAGAAUCUGCAACCUGCUUCGCAGAUUGGUGGUACCGGAGUACUCUAUCCAUGGGCUCUUCUGCCUGAUGUUCAUGUGUGCUGGAGAGUGGGUCACACUUGGCCUAAAUAUCCCGCUGCUCUUCUACCAUCUGUGGAGGUUUUUCCACCGGCCAGCCGACGGGUCAGAGGUCAUGUACGAUCCUGUCAGUGUAAUGAACGCUGACAUUCUCAACUAUUGUCAGAAGGAGUCCUGGUGUAAGCUGGGCUUUUAUCUGCUCUCUUUCUUCUAUUAUCUCUACAGUAUGGUCUAUGCCUUGGUGAGCUUCUAACAGACAGGAGAUCUGGAGAGGGGGAAAAAAGGAAAUAUAUAAAAAGACACAGAGGAAUAAAUGGAGACAUCAACUCUUCCUCUCUCCAUGUAUCCUUCCCAUCACUGGCUUGGGUUUUCAACUGUCUAACUUUGGGACAAAACAAGAAGACCAAUCUGAGUGAUAAUGUGAAUGUAAAGGUGUUGCCUCCACUCAAUUAUAUCGCUUUAUCCCAGAUACGGCUGUCGGACAGCUGGACAAAGUUUUGAAGGAUUGAAAUGAAACAGAAAGAGGACGCAGCUGGUGUUUGUGUUGCCUUUGACCCAUUAUAUGAUUUAUCAAUAUUUCUGAAGGGCUGGAGUUAUCCCAUGCUGCUCUUACUGAUCCAGUCGCUCAUCUCACUGUGAUUCUCCGAACACUUAGUGGCUGGAAAACAAAACAGUACGUCUGUAUUCUAUGACUUUGGAAAUGUACUAAAAGCAGGAUUGUUUUGGCAUUGUAUUUAAGAUGAUAGACCUCUAAUAUCAAACCACUUUUUUGAUUGUGUUACAGGUACAUAAAACUGUAAGAAGCAGGUUAAAUUUUACAGGAGAACUUAAAAGCACUGUAUGGCAGGGAAAUAACAGACUGGUGUGUGCACAGACACUUUUAACUGGGAUGGAGAUGAAGCAUAGACCAACACGUCAUUUCCUCAACGCCAGUCUCUGCCAAAAGUCAAAGUCACACUGUAAGAAAAACAACAAGGAAUUAAUCAUAAGUUUGACUUCAAGGGUCAAUGCUUGUCAUGUGUGAGCAUUCAAAAUUAGUAUGUCCAUAGCUGUAAGGAUGCAUUUUAUGCUACAUGCUAGGUUCAUGCUUUCCAAAGAGCUUCAUGCUCAGACAUAAAAUGCCAAAAGUUUACAUCUGAAAAACAUUGUGCCAAAUCAAAAAGUCAAUUAGGAGUGAAAAAAAGUGAUGAGGUUAGAAAGUAUCUGCAGUAUCUUCAUCUACAUGCUAAGGUGCUGUAAGGCUGUGUCUUUAGUCUCACUUUUGAUUUUGGCACAAUGUUUUUUUCUUGAAAAAAAUAGAAAAAAAAAACUUUGUUCUGUUGUAAUUUUUAGUGUGCAGGGAGCGCCUUAUUCCUAUUUCCAGUGAAGUUUACUCUUACUCAUCUGCAUCUAUACUAUAGUCAUUUUAGCACAGCAACAUUUCUCUGAUCCGAGGUAGAAUAUAGAAAUCUUAUGUACAAAAAGCAAUUAAAAACAAGCAAACUAGCAAUGUAAUACGAUUCAUGAGACAUAUCGAUGCAGUGUUAUUCAGUGUAUGUAAUAACAGUGAGUGGGACACGAGUGGCAGAUGAGACAAUAGUGACUCUAUGACAAUGUUUCAGUUAUUUCAGAAGUGUAAAGACAGUGAAGUCAUCUCAAUACGUCUUCAAUCACACAGUAUCAGAUGGGACAGACACGAGACAUUAAUGUUGCUAUGAUGACCAAGACUUGUAAACAGCACAGCCUUUUGCUCAUCUGGUGCUGCCUUUAUGUGUUCAUGAGUUUGAUCUAUUUGUAGAUAAGUGAUGGUUCAAAUGUGUGAUUUUAACAUCAGGAGGAAAGCAGAAACUCUGGGGCCUGAAAAGAAACUGUGAUGUUUGUCACUGGCUCCACUUGUAGAAAAUGGUGGUGAUGAUAUGUCUGGUAUAUUUACUAAGUAAGUCCUGAAUACUGCAGCCUACUGAAGUAGUUUAUAAUUAUGUCAAAUGAAUUACAAUGAAAAUUCACAGCUUAAUAUGAGUUUACAUGAAGAUUCAACAGUACUGAUAUUGAACUGAUACUGACAUUCUCAUUCUUAAAUGGGAAAAAUCACUUCUGGACACUUUCAUAUGGAGCACAGAUUUAGUCUUUAUUAUUGUACUGUUUAAAUCAUUUUGCAAUGCGUUUUGUGUAAGUUAGCAUAAUAUGAAACUUACAUUUAACAUGGAAGCCCAUACUAUGGAUAUUGAUUUGAAUUAAAUACCAAUACCAGGAUUAAAGAAUAAGACUGGUCUAAUUCUAUAAUUUUCUUAUUGUCAGCGGAUCCCUUGAAAAGACUAAAUCCAAUAAUAUGUUGAUCUGUUUCUCAAUACUUUCCAACUUCCCUACCCUGUAUGUGGUACUCGGCCACAAGCGUGUUUGCUAUUACUGAAAGCAUGAAUCUUUAAAAACAGUUCAUAGUUUCAUUUUUACAAAAGGCUCAGUAGGUUCAUAAAACAGUUGGGAUGUAGUUUUAAGCAGAUGUCUGUAAAAAUAUAGUAAACAAGAGUAAAGUAGUCUUGAGGACUACUUUCAGCAGUGGAUUAAUACACAUUUACAAUACACAAUACGCUAGUGAGUAUUUACAGCAGCAG
Molecule: messenger RNA, 2850 nt
Organism: Thunnus maccoyii (southern bluefin tuna)
Lineage: Eukaryota; Metazoa; Chordata; Actinopteri; Scombriformes; Scombridae
Gene: cnih2
Product: cornichon family AMPA receptor auxiliary protein 2
Exons: 6
Coding region: 30-512 (160 amino acids)
Biological process (GO): vesicle-mediated transport; regulation of AMPA receptor activity
Cellular component (GO): dendrite; synapse
Source: RefSeq, a predicted model, not a curated record